GAAGAAUAAAGGCGGAAGUUAGCGUCUCUCCGAAACUAGCGUCCGUCCGACGACGAGGCGAGCUGUCACAAAGCUGGAAAAUGUUGAAAGAUUUGGUGAGGGAGCGCCUAAUCGCGGCCGCCGACGAAAUCUUCGAAAUGUUUGAGCGAACGAUCGCGUCGUACGAGGAGCAACUUUGUCGCGCGCGAGAGGAGAACGAGCGACACCGACGACGACUGGGAGACGUUUGCAACACUCCAAAUGUCGACCGCGUCCGAGAGCCCCCCAGCAUGAAAGAGAAAAAAGAGGAUCCAGAGCCCCCCCUGGUCUUGAAAGAGGAAGAGGAGGAGACCGACGUGGACAGCUUUCACCCGACUGCCCAAAACAAGCACCAACGGCUCCAGCGCGGGGGGGCGUCGCCCGACCAGCUGUGCGACGGGUACGACGCCGAAGAACUUUGGAGGAGCCGCGCCCACGCUGAAGGCGACACCGACUGGGAUCCCGCCUCCCCAACGGAAGACGACGACAGCGCCUCAGUCGCGGAUCCGAGCGCGAGCCGUCCCGGCGAUGCGGAACGUGAAGAACGUGAAGCUUCGGCGCAGAAGGGCAACAAGAGGAAACGGCGCCCACACGAAUGGCUGAGAAGCAAAAUGAAAGAGGCCCGCAACAAGGGAAAGGCCUACGUGAACACCAGAGGCAUCGCCGUGCCGGGGAAAAACCUCGUCGCCCUUCCUCGCCAUCUGUGUCGACACAGAUGCGCCGAACGCGUCACGGAAGAAGAACGGCGAAUGAUAUUCCGGAACUUCUGGGACCUGGGUCAUUUCGACCUGCAGAACGCUUUCAUCUGCGGUUCCGUCAAACUGGUCGGCGUCCAGAGACGCAGACCGCAACGGCGACGGCGAGACGCGGGGGAAGCCAAAAACCGUUCGUACUCUCGCAAAUACAGCUUGACCGCCGGCCAGGGCGGUCACGUGGAGGUGUGCAAGACGUUCUUCCUGGCGACGCUCUGCGUAUCCAACGGAAGAGUCGAUCGAGCGCUCCAAAAACAGGCGGAGAAAGGCCCGGGUUCGCCCUCGCCCGACGGCAGGGGCAAGCACGACAAUCGCAGAAGAGUCAGCGACGAGUCCCUGCGGCUGAUCAAAGAGCACAUCGCCUCCUUUCCCGAGCACGAGAGCCGCCGCGCGCAACGCGACGGGAAGUACCUGACCGUCGCGCAAAUGCAUCGUCUUUACCGAGAGCAGUGCAGACAAAACGGGAGAGAACCGGAGAAGGAAUGGCUCUAUCGGAGGAUCUUCCUUAACCAGUUUGGUCUGUCCUUCCGUCCACCUGGCGAGGACGCUUGCCUACUUGCUCCCCUCGGGGCCAAAGCGCGAGAUUCGCCCCUCCUGUUGUGAUUCCUGCGUGUCACAAAAGGAGGUUGAAACAAAUGUCUGCAAGAAGUCUGACUCGGGUUUUUUUUUUUUGUUUUUUUUUUUAUCAUCUGCAUCAUUGGCUCCUCGAAAACACAACAAACUCGCCAGGUGUCCCCGCUCCCCUGACCUCAACCCCAUGGAGAUCCGCAAGCAGCAAAGGAUGAUUGAACCCGGGUCCUCAGAACGGCGAGGCAGACGCUCUGACCAGUCGCCCACCGUGCCGCCUUUCAGCGGUGCCUUGACCUCCGAGUGUUGUGAGGUACAGUGGCGUGAAAAACCAUUUGCCCUUCUCAAAUUCACAUUUUAAGAUCACAAGCAAACAUAAAAUGUUUCAGUUUGUGACCUCAAGUUGAGGCGCACUCGGGUUCUGCAGCAGGAUAACGAUCCACAACACACCAGCAGGUCAACUGAUAAGAAUAACGAAGGUUUUGGAGUGGUCUAGUCAAAGGCCAGACUUGAACCUUGAACCCGAUUCAAAUGCAGUGGCAUGACCUUAAAAGGCCGUUCGUGCUGGAAAACCCUCCGUUUUUGCUCAAUUCAAACACUCAUUGGCAGUUGGAGAAAAGGAGAAAACGCUUGAUUUCGGUUGUUGCUGCUGAGGAAGACCCCACCGGUUCUUAGGUUUAGGGGGCCAGGUUGUUUUUUUCCCCUUAAUAAAUGAAAUCAUAAUUUUAAAACCGCA
Messenger RNA from Phyllopteryx taeniolatus (common seadragon), 2073 nucleotides. RefSeq lists its product as uncharacterized. The coding region runs from base 81 to 1373 and encodes 430 amino acids. The record is from RefSeq and is a predicted model, not a curated record. The transcript has 4 exons. Lineage: Eukaryota; Metazoa; Chordata; Actinopteri; Syngnathiformes; Syngnathidae.